AGAAGCCAUAGACAUGUAUUGAAUCUCAUCCAUGAUCGACAUUAUUUUUCGUUAGUCCGAAAGUAUGGCGCGCGAAGAAAAUAAGAACAAAUAUUCUAACAUAGAACAUAUACGUACAAACAUGCUUUGGAUGGAUAUAAAGAUUGUCGACCCUGAAAUGGAAUCUUUAAUGAAACAAUUAAAUGAAGAACAAACAAGAUUGAAGGAGGCAUUGCGUGAAAAGUUACGUUUAAUGAAGUAUGAUACAGAUACUAUACAGAAAGAAAAUGAACAAAAAAAAGAAUGGUUACAGUCCAGAGGAAUACAAUUGGAGGAAAAAAAAGACUAUCUGGUUGUCAAGGUAGAGAAUGAAAUUAGAAUAAAGGAGGAACUUACAGAUCCCUUUACAGAUCAGAAUGAGUAUCAGGAAGAGAAGCUGAUUAUACAACCUUCAGAAGAACUUGGCUAUACUGAAAAAACCAAUAAUAAUACAAUAAUACAGGCAAGGGAUACCGAAGUAGAAGUUGGUAGGUUGAAAAAUUGCAACAAAAAGACAAAUAAUGAGGAGAGUAAUGAUGAUACUUUAAAGAAAAAUAGUCAAAUAAUAAAUAAAGAAAUAAAUAAUAGUGAUAUUAAUAAUCAAAGUACGAAAGAGGAAUCUGCAAUUGGAACGAGAAUGUCUAUGAAUACACAAGUAAAUGUAGAACCGGUUGAGGAUAUUUUAUUGAAUAAAAAGAAACCAAAACGUGGUAUGAAAAGACGUCGAAUUCCUAAGAAAUAUAGAGUCAGUUUAAAAAGGGAAAAGAAUAUCAAAGAAAAGACAGAAGAAGUACAAAAUAAUAAUGAUAUUGAAAGUGAAGAUCAGCCUUAAAGAUUUGACUCAAGUAAAUUUACAAAGUGGAGUAAUUUUUGAAACACAAAAGUACAGUUACAUUAUAUAUUUUAAUGUACCAAUUUAUUAUUCAGACCAAUUGAGAUGUUUGAACAAAUAGUUGCAUUCAAAGUAUAAAUGCAGGAGCAACAAUGAAGAUAUUUACUUUUGGUACAUGCACUUUUUGUAUAGUUAAACCAAAUAUUAUAUAUAAGUGUUUGAUAUGUAACAAAUUGGUAAUAUGAACGCUACCUAAAUGAUAGUUAACACACAAAUUAUAUAGAUUUUAUUAAAUAAUAGUGCAUAUUCCAAAAAUUUAUCAAACAUAGUAACUCAGGGCAAUAGAUUUCAUAUGUAUGAUUUAGUAAUCAGGUACAAAUUUAUUAUGAACUAUAAACCUGAGAUAUCUAAUUUUAUUGUAAAAGUAUAGGAAUGUAUAUUGAACAAUAUAUUGAAAAUUGUUAUUCGCUUAAUACACAUAUAUAAUUUUAUAAGAUUGUUUACUAUAAUUGAAAAGUUUAUUAUAAUUUUGUUAUUUACUAAAAUAUUGUACGCAGGUGUUUUGUGUCUCUCUUUCCUGGAUUCAUGUUUGCAGUAAUCAGAAAACGUAUGUAUUUGUAACUAUUUGUAUUCAGGUCAUUUUCAUCAAACCAUUACACUUUUUCUUCAGAUGAUAUUAAUAUCACAUUUAUCUUACAUAGAAAGCUUAGCAUAGCUUUGAUUAAAAGAAAUAUAUGUAAUACAAAAUAUUCACGAUACACACACACACACGCACACACACACAUACAUAUAUAUUUAGAAAAAGAAAAAUAAUACCGCAUGAAAAUACCUUCUCGACAAAAAUUCUCUUUGCCUAAGCUGUGUUACAGAUUUAAUAUUAAUUCUGUUGCUUGUAUAAAAGAUGUUUAAUUAAUAAAUAUAAUAAACGUUA
Vespa crabro (European hornet) is the source of this 1781-nucleotide messenger RNA. RefSeq names its product myosin-9-like. Bases 65 to 850 code for a protein of 261 amino acids. The record is from RefSeq and is a predicted model, not a curated record. The transcript is spliced from 2 exons. NCBI's taxonomy places the organism in Eukaryota, Metazoa, Arthropoda, Insecta, Hymenoptera, Vespidae.